Messenger RNA from Exaiptasia diaphana, 1183 nucleotides. Its product is annotated as enoyl-CoA delta isomerase 1, mitochondrial. The coding region runs from base 62 to 976 and encodes 304 amino acids. NCBI's taxonomy places the organism in Eukaryota, Metazoa, Cnidaria, Anthozoa, Actiniaria, Aiptasiidae. The transcript has 8 exons. Gene Ontology annotation, cellular component: mitochondrion. The record is from RefSeq and is a predicted model, not a curated record. Gene Ontology annotation, biological process: fatty acid beta-oxidation. Gene Ontology annotation, molecular function: enoyl-CoA hydratase activity.
UCUCAUCAGUCUCCAAGGAAAAGAAAGAGAUCCAACUUUGGUUUAUCAAAAACUAUUCAAAAUGGCCGCUCAACUUGCUCGUUUUACCAGGUUUAGCUCAGCUCGCUUUCUUUCGGCUUUCCGUCCGUUUGGCAAGUUUAUGACACCUUUUGGAAGCGUAGUCGGAAACCAGGUCCGACAUAACAGCAUCGAAGUGCAACACAAGGACAACGGCAUAGCUGAAUUGACCAUGAACCACCAACCAUCGAACUCAUGGAGCUUAGAGUUUCUUGAGGAAUUUUGCGUGGUGUUGGAGGACUUAGAAUACGACCGGGACUGUCGUGGCCUCAUCAUUACCUCGGGUUUACCAACAGUAUUCUCAUAUGGACUUGACAUAAAUGAGUACUAUAAAGCCAAUAAAGAGAGACUCMGAGUGUUUCGUCGUAGGUACCAGGAAUUCUGGUUGCGUCUAUAUGGUUCUCGUCUUGCUACUAUUGCAGCUAUCAAUGGUAAUAGUCCAGGAGGUGGGUGUCUCAUUGCUUUGUCAUGUGACUAUCGUAUCAUGGCUCCAGGGUACAAGAUUGGUUACAAUGAAGUCAAAGGGGGACUAAUAGCUCCAAGUUGGUUUAUUGAUACAAUGUCUUCUGUGGUUGGACAACAAAUUGCAGAGCGUUCAGUUCAAGUUGGAUUGAUGUUUAAUAGUGAGGAUGCACUAAGAGCAGGAAUGGUUGACCAGGUUGUACCACUAGAGGAAAUCAAUGCAGCAGCUCAUGAAGUCAUGAACUUUUGGCUGUCUGUGCCAGAUAAUGUGAGAGCUAAAGCAAAGACCAUGAUGCGACGAAAAAACAUUGAAAAACUUGAAAUGAGUAGAGAGGAAGACAUAAGGGAUUUCAUUUCAAGAGUGCAGAAAGAUUACACACAAGAAGCUAUAGAAAAACUACUGAAAAAGCGAAAGGAAAGGGGACAUGAUACGCCAUUUAUCUGGGGAGAAGAUUAGAUAAAUGAAUAUUUUCAAUAACAAAGUGUUUUGGUAGAAUAGAUUAUGUCAAUAAUUUAGGACUGGUUCAAUUUAAAUAGAUCUUAUUAACAAAUUGCUUUUAGAAAACAGACAAGAAUGUAUAAUCUUCUGYAAUCAAUAAACAAAGGGAUGUCAAAGUUUAUGUUAAACUGAAACUUUGAAUUAAAACAUGCAUAGUAAUUUCCA